This is a messenger RNA of Closterium sp. Naga37s-1, 3720 nucleotides long. The record is from the annotation of a GenBank genome assembly. NCBI's taxonomy places the organism in Eukaryota, Viridiplantae, Streptophyta, Zygnematophyceae, Desmidiales, Closteriaceae.
AUGCCCCCUCCCACCCCUCUCCCACCCCCCUCCCACCCCCCUCCCACCCCCCUCCCACCCCCCUCCUACCCCCCUCCCACACCCCCUCCCACCCCCCUCCCACCCCCCUCCCACCCCCCUCCCACCCCCCUCCCACCCCCCUCCCACCCCCCUCCCACACCCCUCCCACCUCUCGGCUGCGGGCAAGGCAAGCAGGGCGAGCGGAGCGAGGAGGGGUAUGGGCAGCGGUGGGCGCAGCUGAUGCCGAUGGCAUCGCAGGUGUUUGGCACGCUGGUGGAGCGCGCUGCUGCCGUGCCGCGCAACUACAUCCUGGACCAGACCAACGUGUACGCCCACGCCCGCCGCCGCAAGCUGCGCCCCUUCCACCACUUUAAGAAGGUGGCGGUGGUGGUGGUGCUGACAUACACGGAGUGGAGGCGUCGCAGUGACCGCCGCACCAAGGAGACAGGCAAGGAGGUGCCUCUUCUCACAGUGCAGGAGAUGAAAGCCAACUUUGUGUUGCCGCUGACAGCAGCGGAGUCGCGGGGGCGGGACGUGUUUGACGAGGUGCUGUACGCCGCGCUUCCUCGCCCCCAGGCGCACCGCAUAGUGGACCGCGACCGCUUUGAGGCACAGCGCCUGCUGCAGGCCACCGCCAUCACCGCCACUGGCAACCGUCCCUUCACCUCUGCUCCCCUCCUCCCUCACCACCAACACCAGCGGCAGCAGCAGCAGCAGCAGUUCCACCGGCCUUUCCCCCAGGGCCCACCCAUGCGCCCCAUGCCCCCCAUGGCCAUGGGCAGGGGCAUGGGCAUGGGCUCUGCUGCGUUGGGGCCGCCCUUCCCCCGCCCUACCCACCGCGCCCUCCUCAGCUCCCCCCCGGGCCGUGCCGGCCCUCCUCCCCACCGCAUCCCGCACCACACAUCUCCCCCACUCGUGCACCCCUGCCCUGGCCCUCCCUCUCCCUUCACACCUCAAAUGCGACCCUCCGUGCUCUUCUCUCCUCCCCUCCGUCCAUCGCCUCCCAUCGGCCCUUCCCCUCGCCUCGGCCCUCCUCCUGGGAGGUUCAACCCCUCCCCCAUGCACCAGCCCAUGCCAGCGCGCCCAUCACACCUCCUCCGCUCUGCCCAUCCGCCCUCCACCUCCUCUCCAUUCCCCCAACACCGCCUCAACGCGCGCACGCCCCCUCAUGUGCGUGCGCCCAGUCCCCACACGCCUGCCCACCAGUGGGCAGGCCAGUACGUGGGUGCAUCCGCGCAACCCCUGAGCGGUAGCAGCAGCGGCAACCUGGCAGUGCCGUCGCUCACACUGCGCCCCCUCGCAUCGGGCCUUGGCUGGUACUCCUCGCCUUCCCCUGCUGCACAGCCCGCGCAAUCAAUGGCGGACCACCCGGACGCCAUUGAACGACCUGAUGACCCCGGCGAUGAACCCGCUCAUCGUUCGCCAAUUGAUCUGUCCGCGGCCGUUACCGGGCUGGAUCUGCUAUUCUCCAACUUAGCGGCAGUAGAUAACCAUGGAAAGGCGCCUGCAGUCGCGCCGACCGUCGAUGUUCCAUUUGAACCCAUCGACGAGCCUCUGUGUCCCUCCCCUACUGCGCCCGUGUUGGAGCAAGACAGCUCCAACCCUUCAGGUGAAGAAAUCGCGGCGGUGCCAGUGGCUAAGAAGUCCGCCAGGUACACGCAGUCAACGCUGCCGUGGCCCAAGAAGGGAGGUCCCGCUGGUGCAACACCGGCUUCGCCAGCCGACCAACUGUCGACGCCCGCGACCGCAGGCACGCAGGCGUCGCCCUCAACACCUGGGCCUUCUAAACCGGCAGGGCCAGACGCAACCUACGCGGAGGCUCUGUAUAAGUACAAAAGCGAGUGGCUCGAGCGGUUUUCUUGGCUUAUUCUGCUAAAAAAAGCUGACGGUUUCCCCGCUUUCAAGUGCAGCAUCUGUACGGAGCACGCAGGCUACGCUGGACCGUGUGGGAGAGGCGGAAAGGGCGCCACAGACGUUCAGACGCAGGCGUUCAAACGGCAUGCGGCAACUACCAAGCACAAGGAGGCGUUGAAACACCAGCAGAAGCUUCUCGACGACGUCGCUACGCAGCCACGGAUCAACGGCGACAAUCUCGCUCGCGACACGGAGAAGGAGCGGGUCGUCAAGCUCCUCGACUCCCUGCUCUUCGUGACCAAGCAAGAUGCACCCAUAGAGUUAUGGGUGAAUCUUGUGCGCUACCUCGCGCGACUCAAGGUGCCCGGGUUCCCAGCAAAAGGCUACGGAACCUAUUAUACUACGGAGGCCCUCGCAGCAAAGGACGCCGCUGAACAACUCCCCGAGUUCGGCAUGGUGGACUCCCUGCUCCGCCAAGUGGCAGAGCAUUUGGGGCGUUCUGGCCCGUGGCAUCAACGCUUCAUUGGCCUGCAGGAGGUGUUCACGAAAACAAACCUGGAGCUACAAGGGAUCCACGACGUCCGCUGGCUCUCCCGCGGUGACGCCAUUCUGCGCGCGGUAGAGGUCUUCCCCGCGCUGAUCGUGAUGCUGUAUGAGUGGGACAUCACCCUCUACGAGCUCGCCACGAGCUACAGGUUUCACUUUCUGCUAUACUUCCUUGCAGACGUCCUCGAGCAGCUCAAUGUGCUGAACAGGGCAUUCCAGCAGCGUGAGCUGGACAUUGCAAGUGUCCACGGGCAGAUCCGCCGGUCGAUUUCAUUCCUAGAGUCCCGCUACGUCGACUGUGGUGACGACUUUGGAGGCGGGGUGAGCGCGCGCCUCUCCCCGUUCAUCAAGAAGCACGGGCCUGAGGGGGGCAAUCCCGAGGUGAAGGUGCAGGGAGUCGACUCGGACGGGCGGCCCACGACACACACCUUCGAGCUGCACGAGAAGCCGAGCGAAGACUACCCGACCCUCGGCUCCCACGACGCCUGCGUCGAUCUCUGCACCACCUUCGCCGAGACGCUCGUGCAAAACCUCAGCACACGGUUCCAGGACCUGGACUCCCUGGUGGGAGUGCGGCUGUUCAUGCCUGACGAGUGGGAGCUGGGGAGAGCAGAGCGCCACAGGCAGUGUCUCGAGUGGCUCGAGUCUCUCGUGAGGCUGUUCAGGGCACAGGACACGGACUACAUCAUUCCAGGGGUCGACAAGCGGCGUGCGAUCAAGGAGCUGCGGGCCUUCUGCCCCAUCCUCGCAGUCUCCUUUCACUCAUCGCUGCGCCGUGCGUCGCUUCACUCCAUCUCGGUUCUCAUCGCCUCGCUCUUGCUUGGAUCCGCCACCGCAGCAGCGGCAAGCCGCAGUGCAGAGCCGUCGGCGCGGGUGCGGGCCGCCGCAUCACGCGCUCACCACGCUGCCGCAGCGCGCAGCCUCACCUUCCCCUCGCCAAUCGCCCCGCCUCUCGUCGCCAUGGCGCGCGGCCCGCGUUCCGCCCUUCAAGCCGGCCUCGCCACGGCCCUCGCUGCCGUCGUCGCACUCGCGCUCCUCACCGCCGCCAGCGUUGACGCUGUAUGCGAUUCGAUGGUGUCAUUCGAAGAUCAGUACUUGUUGAUCAGAAAUUGUGUAUGCGAAGACGUGGAUCGGAGCGUGUUCGCGGAUGGAAGCAACGUCAACGCGCAGAUCGACUGGCAGGGCAUGCUUGGUGCUGAGCGCAGGUGCAGCAGCAUCUCCUUCCACUCCGCGCCGGGCUGCGGGGCAAGCCCCUACGAGACGAUCCUGCGUCCCCCGCCGGAUUGGGCUGUUUUGGACUUUGCCUCCAGUCAGUGGUGA